This is a messenger RNA of Sporisorium graminicola, 1923 nucleotides long. RefSeq lists its product as uncharacterized. The coding region runs from base 1 to 1923 and encodes 640 amino acids. Gene Ontology annotation, molecular function: actin filament binding. Gene Ontology annotation, cellular component: cortical actin cytoskeleton; plasma membrane; site of polarized growth. Gene Ontology annotation, biological process: regulation of actin filament polymerization. Lineage: Eukaryota; Fungi; Basidiomycota; Ustilaginomycetes; Ustilaginales; Ustilaginaceae. The transcript has a single exon. The record is from RefSeq and is a predicted model, not a curated record.
AUGUCGCUCAACGUCAACCUCUCAUCCAGCGCCAUCCGCGACGCCUACGAAAAGGUGCUCGAUGGUGCCAAGGACUAUCUCGUGCUCACUUACGAAAAGGCUUCUAAUGAUCUUCGUGUCCAAGUGGUCGAGAAUGGUGAUCUGGACGAUCUUAACGAGGAAUUCUCCGACGGCCGCAUUCAGUACGCCUUUGCUCGCGUGAAGGACCCCAACACGCAGCUGCCCAAAUUUGCGCUCAUCAACUGGUGCGGCGAAGGUGUGCCAGAGAACCGCAAGGGUCUUUUCGCUACCCACUCAUCCGCCGUGGCUCAGUACUUGAAAGCGUAUCAUGUCAGCAUCAAUGCACGCUCCGAGGGUGAUGUGGAUCCCAAGCUCAUCAUGCGACGAAUUGCAGAAUCUUCCGGUGCCAACUACUCGGCGGCUGGCAAGGCUGCCAACACUCACUCGGGCGGUCCCAUCGGCUCGGUGGGUUCGAGCUACAAGCCCAUUGGUACGCCCGAUAUUCGAGGAAUGCAAAAGACAGCUCCUAAGGACACGAUCGCGCCUGUGGGCACCACCUAUGCUUCCAAGCGAGACGAAUUGCAGCAGAUCCGAUCUGGUUCUGCGCCAGCACCUCAGAUUCCUACGGCUCCUCGUGUCAACGCACCCGCUUUCGACUCUACCCCCGCUCCUGCUCCCGCACCGUCCGGUCCCCCUGCGCCAUCCGUGCCUGCUGCUCCUUCGGCAUCAGUAGUGUCAGCUCCCAAACCAGCUAGCACUCCAUCGAUCCCACCCGCGCCUCGUCCGGAAGCUUCGUCGGCGCCACCCAAGCCCGCGGAGGACGAUCGAAUUCAACCCGUCGGCACUGCGUACCAGCCCGUCAGCCUGGGCAAGCCUGGCAAGCUCAACAUGGCCAACCGCUUCCCCUUUGGUCAGCAGGAAGAUACUUCGUCUUCAUCCGCUCCUGCGCCCACGCCCCGUGUCGCCUCGGGUGGAACCGCCGGCAAGUUGACCUGGAGCCAACGACAGGAAGCGGCGCGCAAGGAACGCGAAGAAGAAGAGGCGCGCGUCAAGCAGCUUUCUUCCGGUAUGCGUACUACUAGCUUUGGUACUGGCGGAGCAGGUGCGGGUUCAGCCACGGUUCCCAAGGCUCCCACUACACCAGCUGCACCGGCCGCUCCCGCUGCACCUCCUGCACCUCCUGCUCCCCCUGCUCCUGCGGCAGGGGCGGUAGCAUCGGAAGAAGAAGCGGAUAAAGUGCCACCUCCACCACCCGCUCCGCCUGCGCCUCCUGCUGCUGAUGUCGAAGAAACCACGAAGCAACUCGGGUCUACCCAUCUUGGAGGUGCGGCCGCAGGUGGUGGCGGUGGUGGUCUGCGAGGUCGCGUAGCAUGGGCGUACGAGGCAGCCGAAGACAAUGAACUGACGCUGGUGGAGGGAGCAAUCAUUUCCAACAUUGAGCAGAUCGACGAGGGAUGGUGGUCCGGUGUGGAUGAGCACGGUCAAGAAGGUCUUUUCCCCGCCUCGUACGUCGAGCUAAUGGAAGGCGAUGCGGAGCAGGAAGAAGCAGCUCCACCGGCGCCACCUGCUCCCCCUGCACCGCCUGCUGAGCCAGAGCAAGAAGACGACAUUCCACCGCCUCCGCCUCCGCCGCCUGCACCCCCUGCAGCGGUAGCACACGAAGAAGAGGAAGCGCCUGCGCCCCCACCGCCUCCUCCUGCACCUCCCGCGCCUGCUGCUGCUGCUGGCGGAGCGUCAUCGCGUGGACUGGUGUGCACUGCCAUGUACGACUUUGACGCCUCGGAGGACAACGAACUGACGUUUAGUGAGGGCGACACCAUCAUCCACAUCGACGACCAGAUCAGCGACGACUGGUGGAGCGGCACCAACGAGCGUACGGGUGCCCAGGGUCUGUUCCCUGCCAACUACGUUGAGCGGGUCUAA